CCUUUUUUCCUUCUCUGAGUCUCUCUUUGAGAGAGGGUGGAAGCAGAGGGUGCGCCAAACCUCUUGAAAUACGCACACCGCUCUCGCCUCUCUCAGAUCCUUGUCUUUCAGCAUCACUCUCAUUCCUUUCUCUCCAUGUGAAGCUAACCCAUUUCAAGAUUUGCUGAGGCAAUCUUGCUCCUCUCCAGCUUAAUUUUCAGGAUAUAAUGGGGAAAAAGGUCAAGAAGAAAGGCCGAACUGGCCACAAGGAGAAGAGGGGUUCGGCCUCUUCACUGAAAAUUGUUCCCCAACAAUGUAAUCCAAGUUCUGAGACUGUUGCUGAUGGAAAUACAGUGGUCAAAGGGAGAGAACCAUGCAUCCAUUUUAACAAGGGUGUUGAUUUGGGUAAAAUCUCGGCAAAAUUUGGGUUGCCAGAACCUAUUCGUUGUGAAGACUGCAGGGAAGGAACUAUUGAUAGGCGGGGCAAUAGAGCUAAGGGUAAACAUGGGAAAAAAGGGAGUGGUUCCGUGGAUUCAAAAUCGGAGUCAAAAGCUAUUUGGGUCUGUUUGGAAUGUGGGCAUUUUGCCUGUGGAGGUGUUGGAUUGCCAACAACCCCUCAGAGCCAUGCAGUUCGUCAUGCCAGGCUAACUCGUCACCCCCUGGUGAUCCAAUUUGAAAACCCUCAUCUCCGCUGGUGCUUCCCAUGCAAAAUGGUAAUUCCAGUUGACAAAAUGGAAGCAAAUGAUAUGUUAUUGGACAUUGUGAAAUUGGUAAAGGGGCGAUCUGUGAAGGGGCCGUCUGUAGAUGGUGAGGAUGUUUGGUAUGGAGGUGGCAGUGUCAAGAAUGAAAAAACACCAGAUAACAACCUUGAAAUAAUACCAGAUAACACUCUUUCAGGUGAUUUAGAUGAAAGAGAUUCUUACGUAGUAAGAGGCUUGAUCAACAUUGGCAAUACUUGCUUUUUUAAUUCAAUUAUGCAAAAUCUUCUGGCAAUGAACAAUUUGCGGGAUUACUUCUUGAAGCUGGAUGGUUCUAUAGGGCCUCUUACUAGUGCAUUUAGGAAGGUCUUUGAUGAGACAAGUUCGGGCACAGGAUUGAGAAACGUAAUAAAUCCAAAAUCUGUUUUUGGGUGUGUAUGUGCCAAGGCUCCCCAGUUUAGGGGAUAUCAGCAGCAGGACAGUCAUGAAUUGCUCCGUUGUUUACUCGAUGGAUUGUGUACUGAAGAGUUGGGUGCCAGAAAACGGGCAAACUCCUCUCAAGAAGAUGGGAUUUCACCAAAUGAGGCUCCUACUUUUGUGGAUACAAUGUUUGGGGGCCAAAUAUCCAGUACUGUUUGUUGUGUGGAAUGUGGGCACUCCUCAACAGUGUAUGAGCCAUUUUUGGAUCUCUCGCUUCCAGUUCCAACAAAGAAGCCUCCAUCUAGGAAGACCCAACCAGUAUCUCGCCCUAAGAAAACAAAGCUGCCACCAAAGAAAGCUGGAAGGGUUCGUUCAAAAGUAAACAAGGAUGCAGAUUCUCUAGUGGCUCUAAGCGUUCAACACCCAUCAUCUGAUGGUGAUUCUUCCAACCAAAUUCAAUCUAGUGCACCUGUUGCAGAAAAAUUGGUGUCAUCUUCAGGUGAUUCUGCGGGGUCAGAUUUAGUUUCCCCAUGUGCCGUGGCUGAUGUCAAGGAUUCAGUUUCAAAGAAUAUCUCUACUUCGGAAGAAUUUGAGAACAAGCAAGUCUUUGAGAAUGUUACUGAGACCAAAGCUGCACCAUCAGAUGAUUUUACAUUGUUGGAUUGCUCUGAUACUUUUACAUGGUUGGAUUACCUUGAUCCAGGAGCAGUAUUGGAUGUUCAUAAUGUGGCUUCACAAAAUAAAGAUGUUUCAGUUAUUCAAGAUUCAGGGAACCAGGAUAAUGUUCAGAAUGAUGUCUUAUUGCAAAAUGCCUCUGAAUUUAGUAGUCAGGUUUAUCCACACAAGGGAGAGCCAAAUCUAAAAAUAGAUUCUUGUUCUGCAAAUUCAUGGGAAGAAGAACUCCCAGUGCAAAUUCAAAGUUCUGAAGUUUUGCUGCUUCCCUACAAGGAAGAAACAUCAACUGCUGUAGAGAUCACAACAGGACAAGUUGGGCCUUCAGUAGUUUCAGGCUCCAAUGAAGAGUUAUUGGAUUUUGAUGGUUUUGGUGGCUUAUUUGAUGAGCCUGAGGCAGCUUCAGGGGUAAAUUUGCAACCAUUGUUAGGCGAUAACAGCUUCAACGCAAAUGAAGUUGUGGGAACUGGUUUCAUAAAUAGAAACAGCAGCGAGUCUGAUCCAGAUGAAGUUGAUAAUUCCAAUUCCAUGGUGUCAAUAGAUAGUUGUCUGACCUAUUUUACAAAGCCAGAGCUUCUCUCCAAUGAACAUGCUUGGCAUUGUGAGAAUUGUUCAAAAAUUUUGUGGGACCAGAGGAUAAAAACAAGGACCAACCUGCCAAAUACUAUAUCUAAGAUUCAGAUGAAUGGAAGUGAGGGUAAGAUUCAAAAUGGCCCAUUUGGUUUGUGCAAGGACAUCUCUCCUGAUGAAGUCAAAGACAUUGAUAAUGAAAAUGUAAAAAAUGAUGGUCAUAAUAUUCUGGGUGGCUUGGCACCACAUGACAGGAUAAGUGAUGAUGAUUCAAAGCAAAACGGCCUAAAACUCCAAACCAGCCAAACAGUUGAGGUGAACCCAGUUGUUUCUCAAUGUGAAGGAGGAAAAAGCAAGAUGAACUAUGCUCUUCCAGAGCUAUCACAUUCUUCAGAUACUUAUAAAACCUGCAGUCAAGCAAGCUUAAGUGAUCCAGCCAGUGAUUCAUGUAGUGUUCAUGAGCCUAAUAGUGUUGGAUGUAACACUGGUAAGCAAAGAAAUUCACAGAUGUUAACUGGGGAGCUUGAAUCAGAAGAAGAUGAGGACAAGGAGAUGGAUUCUGAAAGUGUAAAAGUGAAGAGGGAUGCAACUAAAAGGAUUCUCAUUAAUAAGGCACCACCUAUUCUGACCAUUCACCUGAAGAGGUUCAGCCAAGAUGCUCGUGGGCGCUAUAAUAAAUUGAAUGGACAUGUGGUUUUCAAAGAUUCAAUUGAUCUUAGGCCAUUUAUGGAACCCAGGUGUGUAGAGAAAGGAAAAUAUGAAUAUCGGCUGGUUGGAGUAGUGGAGCAUUCUGGAAGCAUGAGAAUGGGGCACUAUGUUGCAUAUGUGAGAGGAGGGGAGAGGAGGAGCAGUGGGCAGGCUAAAAAAGAAAGUGGACGGGGUGUGUGGUAUUAUGCUAGUGAUGCUUCUGUGCGUGAAACUUCCCUGGAUGAAGUUCUUCGAUGUGAGGCCUACAUCUUGUUCUAUGAAAAGAUAUAACAAGCUUCCCUUGAAGCCUUGAAGAAGAAGAAAUUUCACAUGAGAUGGAGGUGUCCUCUCAGCAGAUGAUGAGAUGCUGAGCUUCUGUGAGUUUUGGGACGAAUGUAUGAGUGAGAGAGAGAGAGAGAGAGAUAUAUGGACGUCUGCUUUGCAUGCCCCUAAUGAUGUUCAUUGACUGACUGUCUGGGGAUGAAACUAAGCACCCACCCCCACCCUCACCAGAGAGACACACAGAGAGAGCAGUAGUAGCAGCAGCAGCAGAGGUGAGUGUAUAACGCCAAUUGCGAGAUAUAUGAUGAUAGCCAUUCUAUUUUUAUUUUUCAUUUUAAAAUUUUUUCCUUUUUGAUAUGUGAUGAGCUCAAAAUUGUACACUUUCCACACUCCUGAGAAAAUGUGGAAAUUCUGGGUCCCAUUUGUCCUGGAAUCUCUUCAGCUUAAUUGAAACACUGAGGAGUUAUUUCUUUUGCAACAACUCAUUAACAUCCAGAGAGAUACGACUGCUUGGACAUGAAUAGCAUUAUGUGCCCUAUCAGUUCAUAUAUUACUACUA
Molecule: messenger RNA, 3867 nt
Organism: Vitis vinifera (wine grape)
Lineage: Eukaryota; Viridiplantae; Streptophyta; Magnoliopsida; Vitales; Vitaceae
Product: ubiquitin carboxyl-terminal hydrolase 2
Exons: 3
Coding region: 207-3317 (1036 amino acids)
Biological process (GO): protein deubiquitination
Cellular component (GO): nucleus; cytosol
Molecular function (GO): cysteine-type endopeptidase activity; cysteine-type deubiquitinase activity; zinc ion binding
Source: RefSeq, a predicted model, not a curated record